Molecule: messenger RNA, 345 nt
Organism: Vicia faba (fava bean)
Lineage: Eukaryota; Viridiplantae; Streptophyta; Magnoliopsida; Fabales; Fabaceae
Source: the annotation of a GenBank genome assembly
AUGUCACCUGAUAUCGCAAAAAUAAGAAGACACGUUCGUCAAUCAAAAUGCCUGCAAGACAAGAUGACAGCAAAGGAAAGUUCGAUUUGGCUAGGGGUGUUAAGUCGAGAAGAAGCUCACAUUAGACAGCCUAGUAUUGAUAAUGGUAUUUCUGGAAUAACCGAGACACUACCUGUUGGUCUUCUCAUUGAGAAUAAGCAACCUGCUGCUAGUAGUGCUAGCAACUAUGAUGUCGAGGGUAUUGAUGACAAUGUUGGUUCUGUUUCUUCUAAAGAAGACAAGUGCGCUCAUUGUAUGGAUACUGAGCCAUCGGAUAACUCGCGAAGGAAUUCUGUCCAAGAUUGA